Messenger RNA from Trichoplusia ni (cabbage looper), 3538 nucleotides. Its product is annotated as zinc transporter ZIP11-like. The coding region runs from base 190 to 1251 and encodes 353 amino acids. Gene Ontology annotation, molecular function: zinc ion transmembrane transporter activity. Lineage: Eukaryota; Metazoa; Arthropoda; Insecta; Lepidoptera; Noctuidae. The transcript has 7 exons. Gene Ontology annotation, cellular component: membrane. Gene Ontology annotation, biological process: zinc ion transmembrane transport. The record is from RefSeq and is a predicted model, not a curated record.
GACACAAGGUCACUACUACGUACGAUAAAAACAUGUGGAAUGUAUAAAAAGAUUUAAGUAAGUCGUGACUCUUGUCGAUAAUAUGAUGGUGAAGUUUGUGUUACUUUAAGGAGCAUUGUGCAAAUAUAAUGUUUAUGUGAUAAAGAGUACUUAACUUGAAAUCAUUUACUUAGGAAUAUAUUAUACAAAAUGAUAGAGGGAUACGGUGCUGUUACCCAAGCCCUUUUAGGGACUCUUUUUACAUGGGGUUUAACUGCUAUUGGGGCCGGCUGUGUGUUUUUUAUCAGAGGAAAACAUAGGAAAUUACUUGACGUGUCAUUGGGUUUCGCUGCGGGUGUGAUGACCGCAGCGUCAUACUGGUCUCUGCUAGAGCCAGCUAUUAGCAUGUGUAAAAGUUCAAGUAAUUAUGGAUCUGAGGGGCAGUAUGCAUUUUUACCAGUUGCAUUUGGAUUCCUGUUUGGAGCUGUGUUUGUUUUUGGAACUGACAAGUUCCUGGAUUACUUAGGAAUAAACUCGACCAACAUGAUGAUUACGAUAACGAAAAGUAAAGAUUCUAAGGAGAAAUUGGAAGACCUGGAGAUGAUGACAGCUCUGAACAGGCGGCCGUCGAAUCCGACCAGCGUGGUCACCAUGGAGCAGCCCGCCGACUUCGCGGACUGUAUCAGCAACCAGCACACUGCGCAGCGCCGCAGAGGACAUCACCACUCACAUCACUCGCUGAAAGUGGGUGAGAAUGGUGAAGGUGACCGUCGUGAUAGCGUCACGCGGUCGCUAGAAGCGCGGCAGUCGCAGUGGAAGCGAAUCAUGCUCCUCGUUGUGGCGAUCACCGUGCACAACAUACCUGAGGGGCUCGCCGUCGGAGUCUCGUUCGGAGCCGCCGGUUCAUCGGACGAGGCGUCCUUCCACACGGCUAGAAAUCUGGCGCUGGGUAUUGGCAUCCAGAACUUCCCAGAGGGUUUGGCUGUCAGCCUCCCGCUACAAGCUGCCGGCUUCUCCGUAUGGAGGGCAUUUUGGUACGGUCAGCUCUCUGGCAUGGUGGAGCCAGUGUUCGGCGUGCUAGGUGCGGUUGCCGUGGCGGCGGCCCAGCCCGCGCUGCCCUACGCGCUCGCCUUCGCUGCUGGCGCCAUGAUAUACGUCGUAGCUGAUGAUAUUAUACCAGAGGCUAAUGCUUCCGGUAACGGCAAGCUGGCGACGUGGGGCUGCAUCAUCGGCUUCGUGGUGAUGAUGUGCCUGGACGUCGGGCUCGGGUAACCGCCCCUCGCCCCUCCUCACGCCGUGCCUUCAUCGCCGACUUAUGCUGACUAGUAUUACCGAUCUAAGAUAAACCCACUACCCCUGUAAGUUAAUGUAGAUAUUUUUGUAUAAACUCAUGUGAUCAUCAACCUCUCAACUUUGGAUACACGAAUAUCUAUAUAUAUUCCAACUGAACCAAAUCAAAUGAUUCCCAACAUGUGAUAUUAUUUUAAAGUAAUUCCAUUACAACCAAAUUGUUUUAACGCAGAAUCUAUCCAUAAUUCAAUUGCAUAAUGAAGCGAUCUCAAGUUGUUUUAACCGGUCAUUAAAAGGUUAGGAAUCCAUCGGUCGAAAUAGUUACACGGUACGCCGAGUGUGUACGUGUCUCAAAUUUUGUACGUUUUCUAUAAUUGGUUGUAUUCAGUACUCUAAUUGGCUCGCUACAGGUAGCGGCGGCGUACACAUGCCGAUGAUACUUAACUAACAAGCUAAGCUCAGUACCUAUCAAAAGAAAAAGUUCCCAUGUUUGUCAUGAAUGUCAAUUGUAUAAAAAAUCAUUUAGAAACGUCAUUCUGAUUAGGAAUGGAAUCAUGCUCUAUUUAUGUACAGGUUGAUGUAGCAGUAAAUUUUAUUGUUGAGUAAUCUUUACUUAAAUAUGAAUAUUAAAUAAAGUUCCAAGUAUCGCCUUACGAUCGCAACUCCUGGGGAUCGUAUGACGAGUCGUGUUCACUGUGUUUUAUUAUACUUAACGGGAUCUUAUGUUUACCAUAUUUGUAGGCAAUACUUCAUAAACCCUUAGAAAUUAUCUCUGAAAUGGUAAAACAUAAUUAUGUAAUAAUUUGUAGCUAUGGAACUUAGCUGUCGCCAAAUUAUUUAUAUACAUAUGGGUGGAAUUCAUUGUAAAUAUGUAAAGUGUAAUAUAUUGUGCGUGGUCCGGUGAUCGUGCGUCGCCGCGGCUGCUCAGAUGUACUGACAUCCGUAUUAUACACGUGUCAAUUGGUUUGAAUGUAGAUUUAUUUCUAUGAGAGAUAGCUUCUGCUUGAAUACAGUAGUUGUAUUAAAAAUAUACAAGAAAUGAUUGUUCUACCAAGUGUUCAGACUGGGAGAUGUUUGCGAUUUAUUUUGCAGUGCACGUAAAAGCAGUUGUACCUACCAAAUAGGUACUAUUAGGUGCCAAAACACAUAAUUUGUGUUUCCGUGUAAGUACUAAACGUACGCUAGAAAUGUCUUUGCUAAACAAACAAACCCUCAGAAAGUCUGCUUAUUUACGUUUGUUCGUCGUUAUACCAGAACGAGUAUCUAGUUAAACAAAAAGUGUUUCAAAUAUUCCAAAAAUGAUAUUAAUGUUAUAUAUAAAAAUAUUGUAUAAUUAGUACUUGUAAGAUAUUAUUAUGGUAUUCCGGUGAUUAUGGUUAUAAUAGUUAAAUUUAUGCGUAGUUACGAAUUCCACCCGUUUCUGCGUCCCAAGUGUUGUUCUCGUGGUCUCGCAUUAGUUGUUGUCUUGUCACUUUACUACGAGAACAACACUCGGGGGUAAUUUAGUUGAAUUUAAGCUAAUACUUUAAGGCCUUUGUUCGUCAGUUAGCCGACAGCACAUAAUGUCAUCUAAAGUUUCCCUGAUACAAGUUAAUACUAAUUUGUUAUUGGAAACAUCGCUAUCGAUAAAUAUCGGUUAAAAACAAUGAAUUAGUUCGGUCAUACAUAAGUAUCAACAAGGGCCUUAGAUUAAUUUUGUAUCGGAAUAGAUAAAAAAGACAAUAUCAAUGUUUUAUAGAAAAUAACAUUAAAUAUUAAUGUAUAAUAAAUUAAUUUGGAAAAUGUACGUUUGAGUACAUACUGCAUGCAUUUAGAGGUAAGUACCUAAGUAGGUAGUGUGAGUUUUCGGUCAAUUUUAAUGUAAAGCAGUUGAAUUAAAAAAAAAUCGUUAAUAAUGUAACAGUGGACGUUACUUUGCCUCGAAAUAUAUUGAAGAAAUGAGUACUUAAGUCUUAAUCGUAUUUAAUACAAUGGUAUACAAAAGGUACCAGAAUAGUACCAAAGUGUUGGAGCCCACAUGCUUGUUCAAAACUCGCACUACUAUAUCUAAGAAUACGCUUCGGCCAUAGAUUUCCCAAAAAUAUAUUUUUAAAAUGAUAAAUUGAAAUCAAUAUUAUGUUUCCCAAAGUUGAAUAGAUAUAGUUUAAUAUUUUUGCAUUUAUUCAAUAAUGGUUGAAUAUAUUGUCACAAUAGCACAAUAUUUUAGUUUUGGUUUCAUUGUUACUUAAAAUUAAUUUAAUUGUUUUAUAUUAUACAAAAUGCAGUGUCA